AUGGCGGACGUGUCUCAGACCCCCGCGACUCUAGUCACACCUCGCACCUCCCGCACCUCCCUCUCCCGCUCGCUCGGUCGCCAGCGCAAGGUCUCAGACGCCUCCACGCCUAUCAAAACCCCUGGGCCGAACAACACCAGUUCCACUUUUCGAUCCAUCCGAAACCUCAUCCCCUUCGGCCAAGGCAAGCCCACCAAUGGCCGCGGCCCCGCCGACACCAGCGGUAACAGAGCUGCCAACUCCCCUGCACCUGCGACCCCCGUCAAAUACGCUUUCUCAGCAUUUAGCUCGUUUCGACGCUCUGCAAUACUUGAGAGGAAACCAUCUGGCACAUUCCGCCAGGCAGAUGUUCCAACCAUAUCCAUCGAACCCUCAAAUAUCGUACAGGAGGAGGAAGCCCGUUCCUAUCCCCCAUCACCCGUCAAUCGUCACCCAGAAGACGAUACCUUCAGACUGUCUCGCACUCCGGAUAGAUCUCUGAAUAGUAGCCGAGGGUCUCGUAGCCCUUUGGAGGAUAACCGAGCCAAGCCUUUACCUCCCCCUUCACCUCCUCGACCCGUCGUCGGACCAGACCUAUCGACGAUCAUGGAAGCAGAAACCUCUGGUAUUUCCCGAUACCUUCCAUCCUUCGAAGAUUCGACUGCACGAAGCCCGUCGCCCGAGUCCACUCAUGGGGACUUCAUGCCUCCCCCCCUCACCAGACACCCUUCAUCGAUCUCCAUAGACUUUGCUCUUGACCUGUCCACAUCCAAACUCAACACCGAGGUUCUCCAUGCUCUUCGCCACGAGGACGCGGGGACUGCAAACGAGUGGCUCGCCGGCACAGAUGGCAUAGUAGUCGACCGCAGCUUUCAUUCCCCUAUGGACGAGAGCAGUCGGCAUCACUAUGGCGAUACAAGCGUAACCUUCAGCAGCAUGGAUCCUGACCUUGCUGCUCUCCUGAGCCCACACAGGGGCUUCUCUAGCUCGAUUGGGACGGGCUACCAAAAAGGCACCCCUACGUUUCGACAGACACGAGAAUCCCCUCAGACGUCGUUUCAUCCCCUGUCUGGCACUACCCCCUCUCCGUCCCCAUAUUUAUCCCCCAUCCCCGGCUCACCUCCAACGCUACCUACCAUCUCUCAGUUUGAAACCGAACAGCUAGCCAUAUCUCAGUCCGAACUUGGAUCGCCCGUUUCAAUGUCACCUGUAUAUCUCAGAGAACAAUCAUCGUUCCUCAACUUCGCCGCUACGCCAUUCGAACAAGAAAGCUUCGCUCAGUCAUCACCUACACGCCGGUCGUACAUGUCCUCUCAGAAUGAGGUAGAAACAGCGAGGGAAGGAUCACCGGAAGGAGCAGGACGAGCCCAAAUCAUGCCUAGCAUCCUUCGCGGAAAACACUCCAUCACCCCUCCGGCAGCCGAAGGACGCAAGACCACCGGACACUGGGACAGCCAGCAGGACAUCGACGACACCUUCAAGUACAUGCACGCCGGGAGCAUGCGCCGCCGACCGAACCCGCCCUCGCCGCUUGCCUUGGCUGUGCCACUCACCAACCCCGAAUCACCCACCGAUACGCGGCAGGACCGCCGGAGCAUCGAUCGGGAUGGUCAACGCAGAGUGAGCGGAGGAGACUCACGCAGCACGACGCCCAUUCGCAGGCCGUACCUCGCGUACCAGUCUUCGACGCCUGGACAUAGCCCCACGCGCUCGUCCCCGUCGUCGGGUGCGCGGCCGUCCCCGACGAAGGUCGCGUACGCGUCCCUCUCGUCGACGUCGCUCCCGAGACGCCGGUCAGCUGUUCCCCGCGUGGCGAGCUUCGACGUGGGACGGUCUUCGAGGUAUGAAACUCCUCAACGCCCGUCCGCGGAGUUCGUCUCGCGCUCGUCUGUGGAUGUGUCGCGCCCCGCUGGCGGUGGUGACAUCGACCGCCCAGCCAUAUCUGGGGUGACGUCCUCUGCUCGCCGCCUUCAGACCCUCAGGACGCGUCAGCGAAGCCACAGUGUGCAAGAGGGCCCCCCUGGACGUUUCGUUUCGGCGAGUGGAGGAGGCUCUUCCGGUGGCAAUCGCUCGCCACUGGCACCCACGUUCUCCCCGCCUUCUCCAAACCGGCCUGGGUCGGCGCUUUCGAGCUCUGCAGCUGGAUAUGCGUACAACUCAGGCAACGGCACCCGCUAUGCUGGGUACGGCCCUGGUUCUGGCAAGCAACGCGUAUACUCGCCUCGUUACGCCAGCGAUGGCGAUGGUUUGCCCGAUGGACGUCCACCGCCCAUGGAGUGGCUCGGUCCUAGGACAGUCAAGGCGUUCGCUGCGGCCGGGCUUCUCGACAACGACCGUGACCCAGCGCUCACCGGUAGACCGACUCGCGCCGCGGGCGACCGGUACGAACGGGCGCCGUCUCGCACGACCACACCUUCGCGCACGGGCUUCUCUGAUGUCUCGGGCGCGUCAACGACCUCUUGGAACCGCUCGACGCCCCGCGGUGCGUCUGGCUCGUCAGAGGUGUGGGGCGGCAGCCCGACGUUCACUUCUGCUACGACGACGACGACCGGCACGAGCGGGCGCAGCGGCGCUAGCCAGACGAGUAUGACCUCCCCACGUACUAUCUCGUCCCUCGCUACGUCGGCUGGCGCAGCGGGUGUUGAUCUGAAUGCGGUUGUGCAGGAGCUCAAGGACAAGCAUGCGGCUGAGACAGAGGCGCUUCUUGGUGCGCUGCGCGAUUCGCAGGUGGUCGCGAAGGGUAUGCGCGAGGAGAUGGGGGCGCUUAGGGCGGAGAACGAGGAGCUGAGAGAGGGGGCUGAGAGGAGGAGGGAGGAGAAUGAGAGGCUGAGGGUGCGGAUGGAGGGGCUGGAGGCGGAGGCGAGGGCGAUGCGGGCAGAGCGGUAUCGCCACAGGGAGAGGGAGAGGGAGAGAGAUCUAGAGGUGGAGAGGUGGAGGACUCAGAGGCCCGACACGGUCAGGGCAGCUCCGCCGUCGGGGCGCGUGUUCACGCGCCCUGCUCGUGGUGAGCGCACGGAGGGGGCGGUGGAUCUGACACAUGUUGCACCUCCGAGUAGGGCUUCUACCUCCUUGGCGUCGACUUCGAAGUGGGUUGCUCCACAUUCGGGAGGCGGGCACGCGGAGGACCCUUUGACUCCGAGGAGCAGGACAUUCACCACGCCUGAUGCAAGACUCGCUCGGCGGGCGGAACUCGCUUCACGCGAGCCGUCGCCGACUGCGCAUCGGUCGCAGCACCAGCAUCAGCAUGCGGACCAGCAGGAGAAGAAGGACCGUCGCAACAGCUCCACGUCUUCCAUCUUCCCCAACGUCCCUCCCAACAUGUCUCUUCUCAUGCUCGAAAAAGGCGCAUCCCUACCCGACUUCGACGCUACUUCCCACUCCGAGUCGCGCUCGCGCUCGCGUUCACAAAGCCCGCGUCGCUAUGCUAGACCUGGGAUGAUGCACGCCCGCCAGGAGUCCUCCGCCUCCAACACUACAUCCGUCUCCAACACUACAUCCGUCUCCGCAAGGUCGCCGACUGAACCUUCAUCUCCGAGCUUCUGCCUGACGGAAUUCAACGGCUCCCCGACCAGCCUGCAGCUCCGGCCCGAGCACGAGCUGCAUCUCGGCGACAUGACUACUCUGAGUCUGUACCCAUUGAGCGAUGGCGAGGAUGCCCGCAGUUUCUAA
This is a messenger RNA of Coniophora puteana RWD-64-598 SS2, 3648 nucleotides long. RefSeq lists its product as uncharacterized. The transcript has 3 exons. The record is from RefSeq and is a predicted model, not a curated record. NCBI's taxonomy places the organism in Eukaryota, Fungi, Basidiomycota, Agaricomycetes, Boletales, Coniophoraceae. Bases 1 to 3648 code for a protein of 1215 amino acids.